Molecule: messenger RNA, 3089 nt
Organism: Serinus canaria (Common canary)
Lineage: Eukaryota; Metazoa; Chordata; Aves; Passeriformes; Fringillidae
Product: toll-like receptor 2
Exons: 2
Coding region: 1-2586 (861 amino acids)
Biological process (GO): immune response; toll-like receptor signaling pathway; inflammatory response
Cellular component (GO): membrane
Molecular function (GO): protein binding; transmembrane signaling receptor activity; triacyl lipopeptide binding
Source: RefSeq, a predicted model, not a curated record
AUGAGGAUCCUUCCUGGCUGCUUUCAUUUCUGCUACAUUCCUUUCUUACUCAGUGGGGCACAUGGAGUCCUAAUGUGGAGAACACCUCCAGUCUUCCCGGUUUAUAACUACUCCUAUUCAAAUCUCUCCUCUGUCUCAGAAGCACGAGCUCCAAAAACAGCAAGAGCUCUCAAUUUCUCACACAAUGUCAUUGAAAAAAUUACCAAGGGAGACUUGGAAGGGUUUGAUUGGCUGGAAGUUCUGGACUUUUCCUACAAUAGGAUCAGAGCUGUUGAGCCUGAAGCAUUCCAGAGUCUGCUCAGCCUGGUUUCUGUGGAUUUAUCAUUUAAUGAUGAGAAGCUGCUUCUGUCAGAUCUCCCACCCCACCUGAAGCUCUCACCUGCUGGCAAAGCUCCGAGGUCUUUUCAGCUUUCCAGGAAUUCUGGCAGAUCCUCAGGGGCUGCUCUGGAGCCUUCUGCUCCUGCAGAGGAGCUCCCCAGGCUCAGGAGAAGCCCAGGGAAUCUUCUUAGGAAGGGAGAGAGGAACACAACAGCCCUUCCCACAGCCACAGCUGAGCCCACCCUCUGUGGAACUCCCAUCAACGGGACACUCAACCUGUCCCACAGCAACCUCACCCAGGACGAGCUGAUGUUAAAACUGGAUGAGAAUCUCUGCAAAGCCCAGCUGGACAGGAUUUUGGACCUUGACAUCAGUCACAACAAUGUGGAAAUGGAUCUUCUGUCUCUGUUUUCCCUGUUCUUCUACAUGGAAAACACGCUGUCCAUCGAUGCCAGCUUCAACAAGUUAACCAUUAACAUCCUGGAUCCUCGGUCCUUCUGUGAGUUCCCAUCCCAUCGGCUUUUGUUCCUAAACAUCAGCAACAACCCCAUCAACAGCCUGGAUACGCUGUGCCUCCCUUCCAGCAUCAAGGAAAUUGAUUUGUCCUUCACCAACAUCAGCCAAAUACCCCUGAAUUUUGCUCAAAAAUUGUUUAACUUGGAAAAAAUGUAUGUCCAAGGAAACCACUUCAUCUACACAGUGUUCUCAGAAAGUGGGAAUACACUUCCAAUGUGUGUCCCUCCCCCUGGAACUAUAAACAUCAACGCCCUCUCCUUUGUCAGGAAGGAGGCUGGGACACCCAUUGAAAGCCUUCCAGGGAAAGUGAAACACCUGGGAAUGUCCAACUGCUCCAUUGUGGAGCUGCCAGAGUGGUUUGCUGACACAGUGGAAGAACUGUUAUUUCUGGACCUCAGCAGUAACCACAUUUCUGAACUUCCCAAUUUCCCCCCCUCCCUGCAGCAUCUCGACAUCAGCAACAAUGACAUCAGAGUCAUCUCCCCCACUCUGAAAUCCCUCUCCAACUUAACAAUAUUUAGGAUUCAAAAUAACAAAAUUAUGGGUAUGCCCACGGAGUUUUUUCCACCAGCCUUAAAAAAAUGUGAUCUUAGUAAAAACAAGCUGAAGGUGUUGUCCUUAACUUCUGCCCUGGAGAAGCUGGAACACCUCAAUGUUUCUGGGAACCUGAUCAGGCGUCUGGAGCCUGCUGGCCACCUUCCUGCACUGACCAGCCUGGACAGCAGCCACAACCUGAUCCCAGAACUGCCCGAUGGCUUCGAGGCAUCCCUCCCAGGGCUGAAGUACUUCAACCUAUCAGGGAAUAAGAUCUCCUUUCUGCAGCGUGGCUCUCUCCCAGCUUCUCUGGUCGAGCUGGACAUCAGUGACAACGCCAUCACGACCAUUGUGGAGGCCACCUUCGGCCCGCUGACGAGCCUCAGGCUUCUGUCUGUCCAAGGGGAGCAUUAUUUCUGUACCUGUGACCUGUACUGGUUUGUGAAUGUCUACCUCCAUGAGCCCCAGCUGGAGAUCAGGGGCAGGGGGGCCAUGAGGUGCAGCUUCCCCCCGGAGCGCCGGGGCUCCGCGGUGGGCAGCAGCCGCCUGACGCUGCUGCGCUGCUCCUUGGGUGUCCAGCUGGCCGUGACUGCUGGCGCUGCCAGCCUGGCCAUGCUGGCCCUCACCCUGCUCUGCUGGAGACUGGACGGGCCCUGGUACAUCAGGAUGGGCUGGUACUGGUGCAUGGCCAAGAGGAAGCAGUAUGAGAAGAGGCCAGAGAACAAACUCUUUGACGCCUUCAUCUCAUACAGCGAGCACGACGCUGACUGGACCAAAGAGACCCUGCUGAAAAAGCUGGAAAAUGACGGGUUCAGGAUAUGUUACCAUGAGAGGGAUUUCAAGCCGGGGCAUCCUGUGCUUGGGAACAUUUUUUACUGCAUAGAGAACAGCCAUAAAGUGCUUUUUGUUCUCUCUCCCAGCUUUGUGAACAGCUGCUGGUGCCAGUACGAGCUGUAUUUUGCCGAACACCGGGUCCUGAACGAAAACCUGGAUUCCCUCAUCAUGAUCGUGCUGGAAGAUCUCCCACCCCACAGCGUCCCACAGAAAUUCAGCAAACUCAGGAAACUGCUGAGAAGGAAAACUUACUUGAAGUGGAGCCCUGAGGAACACAAGCAGAAAAUGUUCUGGCAUCAGCUAAAAGCUGUGCUAAAAACAACCAACGAGCCGCUCGUGAGAGCAGAGAAUGGAUCUGCUCUGGAAAUGCAGGAGCUGGAAUGAGACCCAGGGAACUCUGAGGGCUGUGUCUGGAAAGCCUGUGGUCAGAUAAAAGCAUUUACCUCCUGCAAAGGCUGCUGUGAUGCCCAGGGGUUUGUCUGGAUCUGUCCCAGGAGAGGCUCCUAGGGGGACUGCAGCACACUCGUUAUUCCCUCUGAUAAAGAAUCCUGAAGGGAUGAGAGCCAAGCACUGAUAAAAAGCCUUUUCCUCCUGGGUGCUUGAGUUUGUCCAGAUAUUCCCAGCAUUUCUUUAAGUGCUGUGGAUGUCACCUGAAAAGAGCUGCUCAAGUCAUGCUGCAUGUCCUUGCUGCCUUCCUGAGGUGGUGGCAGUGAGAAGCAGUGUCUUAGGACCGGACUACAGAUUCCCAGUUCUGGGAUAGCUUAAAGUGGGAACACACCCUGUGUGCAGGUAAGAAAGCCACAAACCAUGCUGGUACACAGGGAGCAGCUCCUUUCUGUGCUUUGGCAAGGGAAGAGUAAAGACUGACUUAAUUUAGCCCUCUGAGA